AUGGCCGCUUUCUCUUGCUCUUCUAAGCAUCUGGCCAACUCUGCAAGGCCGUCGCGUGCUUUUGGAGUGGCCAUUAAUGGUAGCAGCAGCAGGAUCACUUGGGAGGAGAUGGCAGAAAUGGUGUGGAACAGGGUGGAGCGGGAUCUGUUGUCUCUGAUUCUGGCGCUUGAAAAGAAGGAACGGAAACAGACGGGUGGGUGGUUCAGUGUCAUCUUGUCUGUAGUGUCCUUCAACGGCGAAAGGUGUUCCCUCGAGGGACGGAAGGCGCCUUCCGACGCGGCCGCCGAAGCCCCGCCGGGCCGGGGAACGGCGGCGCCGGGGAGCUGCAGUCCCGCCCCGGCGCAGGAGGUGGCAGCAGCCUCCCGGCAGUGGCCCGGAGGCGGCGCCAGGCUGAGGCGGCGCCAGGCUGAGGCGGCUCCGGGCAUCAUCGGCGAGAGCGGCGUCGGCAAGUCCAGCCUUCUGCUGCGGUUCACAGAUGAUACAUUUGACCCGGAACUUGCAGCAACAAUUGGUGUGGACUUCAAGGUGAAAACUAUUUCAGUUGAUGGAAACAAAGCUAAACUGGCAAUAUGGGUAAGUCUCUCAAAGCUGUUGACGCUGUAUUUGAGGAUGAUACUGCAGGUCAGGAGCUACUACAGAGGUGCACAAGGUGUUAUCCUAGUUUAUGAUGUCACGAGAAGAGAUACUUUUCUCAAGCUGGAUAACUGGUUAAAUGAACUGGAAACAUACUGCACAAGGAAUGACAUAGUAAAAAUGCUAGUUGGAAACAAGAUCGAUAAGGAAAACCGUGAAGUUGACAGAAAUGAAGGUCUCAAAUUUGCAAGAAAACAUUCCAUGUUGUUCAUAGAGGCAAGUGCAAAAACAUGCGAUGGCGUACAGUGUGCUUUUGAAGAACUUGUUGAAAAAAUCAUUCAGACUCCUGGACUGUGGGAGAGUGAGAGCCAAAACAGAGGUGUAAAGCUAUCAAACAAGGAAGAAGGAUAUGGAGGAGGAGGAGGAUGUGGUGGAUAUUGUUCUAUGUUAUAAACUUUGGGAAGCUUAUUCUUUGCAUAUUUAAACAGAUAGUGACAUCUUUCUGUACAUAAAUUCAUUAAAUGCUAUUUUUAGGGACCUUGCAGUUUGCACAUACUUGUUUUGUAUCAUGGCAGUGAACACUUGUAGGAAAAAUGUUCUGCAGCUUUCCCAGUUUGAAAAUGUUAUGGUAAGCAUGCCCAAUUUGCAAUCUUCGGGUUUUUAUAAGUAGCAUAAAUAAUGUGCAAGAACAAAUGCACUACAACUUUUAUGACUGUAUACAUUCAUCAUGUAACUACUCUAAACAAAUCCAUCUAACAAACACAUUACUGCAUUGUCUGCUCUCUGUCUUAUUUUUAAAUACUCUUGAAAUGAUAGAACUAUAUAGUGUGCACAGAUCUUGAAAACAGUGUGAGCUAUAAAUGUUACAUUUCAUUUCUUCCAGUAAAUGCUUUUUUAUGGUAUAAAAAAAGGCAAGAUUAUACAAUUCUUAGACAAAUCUGCUAAAUUUUUGUCUUUCAGCAGAGCUGUCUAAGGUAAAAAUCGGUACAGGUCAUAGUUGGUAUCAGCACCUUCUUGAAGAGAUGCUUUGAAAGCUUCCUUUGCAAAGCUGGGAGACACCCAUUUUUAUUUUUAAUUAUCACUUCAGUUGGUGGCUUAACUGGAGUUUUAAUCCUGUGAUAUUUAUAUACUAAAUUUGUGGUACUCUUGCACUCUAGGUUUUUAUGAUGCGGUCUGCUCUAGAAUUGCUGUAGAAAGUCUUCAUUUUUGGCAAGGGGUCUGAAUGACAUCUUUGUUCUUUCAUUGUGAAGCAAUUUGCCACACUUCAGUACAGAUGCCUAAUUUUCCUAAAUGUUUGUAAUAUAACUUUAUCUCAAACUGUAGCUCACUGUGGCUGUGAAGAUCUCUUAUCACAUGUCUGCUUUGUGCGGCUAAUUGUUCAGAAAUACAACUUCCUGUUACAGACACUAAAUGAGAAGCUGUAGGGCUUCUUGAUCUCUGUAUGGAAAAAUACUAUUGCAAUGAGUAUUCACUUGAAUUUACUGUAUCAAAGCCAAUGGUUUGUUUCAGAAGACUUGUAUAGACUAAUAAAUUUUUUUUUCCACAGUAUUCAACUUUUCUAACCUCUUCCUAUUGUAGAGUUGUAUAUUUUCUAGCACGUACAGUUUAAACAAGGUCACUUCUUACAGACAAAUUAUUUCUGAUUUCUGAAGGACGAGACAAGGAUUCUGUGUUGUUGUGGGUUUGGUUUUUUUUGAAUAAUCACUAUAGUGCAAUCAGUAACUGAACUAUUGGGCAGUUUCUUGUAAAUAUAGUGAUGACUACCUUUUAUUACUGCAAGGUUUUGUGUAAAUGUCAGCAUACGUGAUCUGUAUUUUGCAGCAGGUCUUGGCUACUUCUGUUAAAAUACACUUUAUUCUUCACACGGAAACUUUUUCUAUUCUGUUUUACACUUGCUAGAAAACAAUACCAAAAUUUGAAGACUUAGCUCUGCUAGUUUCUACCAAAUAUUGUAUCUAUAGUAUUGUUAAUGUAGUAGGAUAAUUUAAAUAUGUAAAUGUAAUUAAUAUUAAAUAUACAUACAUAUUGUAUUAAAAUGUUAGAUUUG
Nipponia nippon (crested ibis) is the source of this 2620-nucleotide messenger RNA. Lineage: Eukaryota; Metazoa; Chordata; Aves; Pelecaniformes; Threskiornithidae. The record is from RefSeq and is a predicted model, not a curated record.